Messenger RNA from Sphenostylis stenocarpa, 1632 nucleotides. The record is from the annotation of a GenBank genome assembly. NCBI's taxonomy places the organism in Eukaryota, Viridiplantae, Streptophyta, Magnoliopsida, Fabales, Fabaceae.
AUGGAAGAAGAGUUCGAUAUUCCCGGUGGCGAGGAAAUGGAUCUCGGCGAAGACAAGGUUGGCGAGGAGAGGGAGAUCGGCUCCGACGGCCUCAAGAAGAAGCUCCUCAAGGAAGGUCAAGGCUGGGAAACCCCCGAAGUAGGCGACGAAGUUCAAGUUCAUUACACCGGGACUUUGCUCGAUGGAACGAAGUUCGAUUCAAGCCGCGACAGGGGUUCUCCUUUCAGCUUCACGCUCGGACAAGGGCAAGUAAUUAAAGGAUGGGAUGAAGGUAUCAAAACAAUGAAGAAAGGUGAAAAUGCUAUUUUCACCAUCCCUCCUGAGCUAGCAUAUGGUGAAUCUGGUUCCCCUCCAACAAUUCCUCCUAAUGCUACACUCCAAUUUGAUGUUGAGCUACUUUCAUGGAGUAGUGUAAAGGACAUAUGCAAGGAUGGUGGUAUAUACAAGAAGAUACUUAUCGAGGGAGAUAAAUGGGAGAACCCUAAGGAUCCUGAUGAAGUAUUGGUUAAAUAUGAAGCUCAUCUGGAAAAUGGAAAGCUUGUAGGAAAGUCUGAUGGAGUGGAGUUCACAGUCAGAGAGGGUCAUUAUUGUCCUGCAUUGUCAAAGGCCAUUAAAACCAUGAAGAAAGGAGAAAAAGUGGUUUUGACAGUUAAGCCACAAUAUGGAUUUGGUGAAAAGGGAAAGCCAGCACAGGGUGAUGAAGUUGCUGUUCCACCAAAUGCAACAUUGCAGAUUACUCUUGAAUUAGUUUCUUGGAAAACUGUUUCAGAAGUAACUAAUGAUAAGGUCAUAAAGAAAAUUAUCAAGGAAGGGGAAGGAUAUGAGCGUCCAAAUGAGGGGGCCAGUGUGAAAGUGAAACUAAUUGGAAAGCUUCAAGAUGGUACUACCUUUUUGAGAAAGGGCCAUGAUGAAGAAGAGAAGCUGUUUGAAUUCAAAACAGAUGAGGAACAAGUUGUUGAUGGACUUGAUAGAGCUGUAUUGACUAUGAAGAAGGGUGAGGUUGCAUUGUUGACCAUUGCACCUGAGUAUGCUUUUGGUCCAUCAGAGUCUCAGCAGGAGUUGGCUGUGAUUCCUCCAAACUCAAUUGUGUAUUUUGAAGUUGAGCUUGUGUCAUUUGAGAAAGAGAAAGAGUCCUGGGAUCUGAACAAUGAAGAGAAACUUGAAGCUGCUGCUAAGAAGAAAGAAGAAGGAAAUGUGUUGUUUAAAGCUGGUAAAUAUGCAAGAGCUUCCAAAAGAUAUGAAAAGGCUGUGAAGUACGUAGAAUAUGAUACCUCCUUUGGAGAGGAGGAGAAAAAGAUGGCAAAGACCUUGAAGGUUGCCUGUAAUCUGAACAAUGCUGCUUGCAAGUUGAAGUUAAAAGACUAUAAAGAAGCAGAAAAAUUGUGUACCAAGGUGUUAGACCUUGAGAGUACAAACGUGAAAGCCCUUUAUAGAAGGGCCCAAGCAUAUAUGCAGCUGAGUGACUUGGAUUUGGCUGAACUUGACAUUAAAAAGGCUCUUGAAAUUGACCCUAACAACAGAGAUCUCAAAUUGGAGUACAAGACUCUGAAGGCAAAGGUGAAAGAGAAUAAUAGAAAGGAGGCGAAAUUUUAUGGAAAUAUAAUCACUAAGUUGACAAAGAUUGGUUCCUGA